CUCUUUGUUCCGAUGGAUCUUCUUUCCUCUUUCGAUAGUAUUUUUAUAUUCCCUUGCAAAGGGGUGGAAACCCUUGUGCUCAUAUUGUAUCUUCUUUUCUUCAUCGUUUAUCAUCUAUACUGACUGCAUAUGGGUCUAUGUAUUGUUGUGAUAAAGGAAGGUUAUACAUCAUGGUCAAUGCCACGAAAGGAGUUUUUAUUUCCUGUGACAUACCUAUGGCACAAUAUAUCAUCAAUAUGAAUGCUUCAAUGCCUGCAUCUGAUAAGUUCAUAAUACAUAUCUUGGAUAAUACCCACAUGUUUGUCCAACCUCAUGUUGAGCAAAUGAUACGAAGUCAAAUCGCCAAGUUUAGAGAAGACAACACAUAUGUCAAGCCUAAUUGAUGUUGAUUAGUGGCUUCUUUCUUUAAGAUCCUUUUUUGUAUCCAAAGUUCUCCCAGUUGGCAGGAACAAAUGAAAUAUUAUUAGUUAUUAAUUGGUUCCCCUCUCUGAAAAUAAUGCUCAGUUGUUCUCCCUCCCAACUCUCUUUGUUCUCAACUACAUUAGAUUUAA
Cajanus cajan (pigeon pea) is the source of this 551-nucleotide messenger RNA. RefSeq names its product Nucleotide excision repair, TFIIH, subunit TTDA. Gene Ontology annotation, cellular component: transcription factor TFIIH holo complex; transcription factor TFIIH core complex. Gene Ontology annotation, biological process: transcription by RNA polymerase II; transcription initiation at RNA polymerase II promoter; nucleotide-excision repair, preincision complex assembly. Lineage: Eukaryota; Viridiplantae; Streptophyta; Magnoliopsida; Fabales; Fabaceae. The record is from RefSeq and is a predicted model, not a curated record.